AUGGGCAAGACAGGACAGAGUACGGUGGACUUGAACUCCCCGAGUGACAUCAAGCAAGCCGUUCCCUUCGAGGAUCUGGAACUUGCGGUGCCCCCUGCAGACCAACAGAAACAAAAAGAGGAGCCCCCUGACCGAGGCAGCUGGAAGGGCAAGUUUGACUUCCUGCUCUCGUGUAUUGGGUACGCCAUUGGCUUGGGUAAUGUCUGGAGGUUCCCGUAUUUGUGUGGCAAAAAUGGUGGAGGAGCAUUCUUGAUCCCGUACUUCCUGACUCUGGUGUUUGCUGGGAUACCGCUGUUCUUACUGGAGACAUCAUUGGGACAGUUCACCUCAGUGGGAGGUCUUGGGGUGUGGAAGCUCAUGCCGAUGAUGAAGGGUGUCGGUUUGGCUGCAGUGGUGCUGUCCUUCUGGCUCAACAUCUACUACAUCAUCAUCAUAGCCUGGGCCCUCUACUACUUGUUCAACUCCUUCGGUUCGGAGCUUCCCUGGCAAAACUGUGACAAUCUCUGGAACACUGAUAAGUGUUUCUGUAACUACAGCCUGACGGACACCACCAACCUGACCAGUGCUGUCACAGAAUUCUGGGAACGUAACAUGCACCAGUUAUCCGGUGGUCUGGAGGAGCCUGGGGAGCUUCGUUGGCCCCUGGUGGGCACCUUGGCGCUCGCCUGGGUGCUCGUCUAUUUCUCAAUCUGGAAGGGAGUGGAAUGGACUGGGAAGGUGGUGUAUUUCUCAGCUACCUACCCCUACUUUAUGCUCUUCAUCCUGUUCUUUCGAGGAGUCACGCUUCCGGGAGCCAUCGACGGCAUCCGUUUCUACAUCACCCCAGACUUCAAUAAGCUCGUCAGCUCAGAGGUGUGGCUGGACGCUGCUACUCAAAUCUUCUUCUCCUACGGUCUGGGCCUGGGCUCGCUCAUCGCACUGGGCAGCUACAACCGCUAUAAUAAUGACGUCUACAAGGACUCCAUCAUCGUGUGCUGCAUCAACUCCUGCACCAGCAUGUUCGCCGGCUUCGUCAUCUUCUCCAUUGUCGGUUUCAUGUCGUACAUCACCAAGAAACCUGUUCAGGAGCUAGCUGCUUCGGGUCCUGGGCUGGCGUUUUUGGCGUAUCCUCAGGCGGUCACACAGCUGCCAAUGUCGUCUUUGUGGGCCAUCCUCUUCUUCUCCAUGCUCAUGAUGCUGGGCUUGGACAGCCAGUUCUGCACGGUGGAAGGCUUCAUCACAGCGCUGAUGGACGAGUAUCCCAUGUUGCUGAGAAAGAGGAAGAAAGUGUUCAUCCUGAUCGUCUGCUUUGUGUCCUUCAUCAUCGGGUUCUCCAACAUCACACAGGGUGGCCUUUACGUGUUCAAGCUGUUUGACUACUACUCAGCCAGCGGAAUGUGCCUCCUCUACCUAGUCUUCUUUGAGACAGUCUCCAUCGCCUGGCUUUACGGAGCCGAGAGAUUCUACAAGGACAUCGAGGAUAUGAUUGGCUACCGGCCCUGCGUUUGGUGGAAGCUCUGUUGGAAGUUUUUCACGCCGCUCAUCUGCUUGGGUGUGUUUACCUUCAGCGCUGUGGAGAUGACACCCCUGACUCUGGGCAAGUACGUGUACCCCGUAUGGGGCCAAACCAUCGGUUGGUUCAUGGCCUUGUCCUCCAUGGUGCUCAUCCCUGGCUACGUCGUCUACAUGCUGUGCACGACUCCGGGAAGCAUCAAGGAGCGCUGGAAGAGGAUGACAACAUCACAGCAGGAGGAAAGGUCAUCGGGUCAUGAUGUUUUUACGCACACUGGGAAUGUUGGUGAAGCCCUCGUCUAG
Molecule: messenger RNA, 1794 nt
Organism: Syngnathoides biaculeatus (alligator pipefish)
Lineage: Eukaryota; Metazoa; Chordata; Actinopteri; Syngnathiformes; Syngnathidae
Product: sodium- and chloride-dependent GABA transporter 1-like
Exons: 14
Coding region: 1-1794 (597 amino acids)
Biological process (GO): sodium ion transmembrane transport
Cellular component (GO): membrane
Source: RefSeq, a predicted model, not a curated record